AUGUCGAACGGAAAGACACCCGCCGACGAGGACGAGAAGGGUCCACAGGGCAAGAUUGCGCCGUUCUGGGUCGAGAGCAACCCGCACAGGCCCGCGCAGAGCCAGCGAGCGACAAGCUCGGGCAACUCGUUCUUUGGCAGGAUUGGACUCGCUCAGCCCUCGUUGCGCAUAUCCACCAUCGAAGACGUCUUCUUCGUCCAUCCAGCCGCCGAAGGCGUUCCGACCGACUCUGAGCGACUGCGAGGCCACGUCUCUCUCUGGCUACCCAAGGCGCGGGCCAUCAAGGACCUCUCCGUCCGCUUCUUCGCGCGGUACGACAUCGCUUGGCCCGAUACGACGCCUUACGAGUCGGGCGUCUGUCUGGAGCGGACCGUGUCGCUCGUCCGUGACGGCGAGGAGAUGCAGCUCGACAAGGGCGAGCACACCUUCGAGUUCAUCGUGCACAUUCCGCCCAGCACGCCUCCUUACGAACGCUCCAUCUAUGGCCGCGUGCGAGCGGGAUGUCAAGCCGUCGCCCGCGGCCUCGGUCCACUAGGCAGCGACCUCCUCACUCCCGAACGGCGGAUCUACAUCUGCGUCAACCCGGGCCUCGAAGAACAGUCACGACCUCCGCCGCCUCUGAACAUGCGUAUGGUUGGCGAGACGGAAGAGUUCGGGCCCUACGCUUUCAAGUUCCAGAGCCAGUACGCGAUGGUUGGCGGACUUGUGCUGCUCAAGAUGCACUUCCUCGCACCGAACACCGAGCUGGUCGUCCAUGCGGUCAGAGUCAAGGUGUUGCAGACGUCCGAAUUGCAGUCGCCCUCGACCGGCCACUCCUGCACAACUAAACCUUUCGUCCAGCCCGUCUUCACCCUCGACGCGCUUCACCCACCAAACAACGCCUCCCUCACUCCCGCUCCUUCCUCCACUCCGAUCUCGCCGACACUCGCCUCUCCCUCUGCGCCCUCGUCCGCCCCGCUCUUCACCCUCACUCCCGGUACCGAGCACCGACUCCGACAUCUCGGCCGCCUCCCAAACGACAACGAGGUCCGCCCGACGACGCAAGAAGGGACAGACACGCCUAUCCGGAUGAGGCACGAUAUGCAAAUCGAGGUCGUCUGGACGCGAGGAGGUGCAGAAGGGGAGAGGAAGAAGACGAUCCUGACGCAGAAACUGAAUAUAUUCUCCUGCGCAUGCUUCUUCGACUCGCUCACCCUCCCGCUCUACUCUCCGACUGAUCCGAACCCAAUGACGGACAACACGAGGAUUCUGAUUCCUUGCGUUUGUGGGAUGCCCUUCCGGCGGCUGGUCGAGGAGCACGGCUCAUCGCUCGUCCGCCGACACGCCUUACGAACAGGCGAAGUAGCGCUCUCGGAGGACUCGGAGUCGGACGAAGAUGACGAGACAAGGGCGCGAAAUCGGCGACGGCGGGCGGAGGAGGGGAGGCCCAAGGUGGGAGAGUUGCGGUAG
Messenger RNA from Rhodotorula toruloides NP11, 1449 nucleotides. RefSeq lists its product as uncharacterized. NCBI's taxonomy places the organism in Eukaryota, Fungi, Basidiomycota, Microbotryomycetes, Sporidiobolales, Sporidiobolaceae. The record is from RefSeq and is a predicted model, not a curated record. Bases 1 to 1449 code for a protein of 482 amino acids. The transcript is spliced from 5 exons.